Molecule: messenger RNA, 2139 nt
Organism: Pseudovirgaria hyperparasitica
Lineage: Eukaryota; Fungi; Ascomycota; Dothideomycetes; Acrospermales; Acrospermaceae
Exons: 2
Coding region: 238-2070 (610 amino acids)
Source: RefSeq, a predicted model, not a curated record
GUCGGAGCGUUAACGUUUCUGUCAAAGGCAACCAUAUCUCGGGUUGAAGAAAUGUAUUACUGUGCUCUUUCUCUAUAAUAUAUAGCAAUGUUGCAAGACCUACAGUCUACUCCUGCCAAAUAAAUAAUUAUGCAAAGCACAGUUGACAGCACAGUAGGUUAUGAUGACCUAUUUCCAGAAGUGACUGACGGGUAGCAGAGUAAUGUCGCCUCGCUCUACUGUCAAGUGAGGAAGGCCAUGGACGAGGUGCUCAUGUUAACCGUCCGACAGAUGCGUGAUGAGUUAGCUCAAGGUAUGGGAGUAGUUGUUACCCAAGAGUUGGACAGCGUUGACGGUGAAUUGAUGCAUAAGGAUACAACGGAUCACAUACAAUUAAAGCUUGUCUUGGACAAAAUCGCUAUGCGUCUGCAAGAUUUCGAUUCUUUACUGUCAGCUCAUACUGCGUAUCGCCAUGAGCUUGAGAAGAAUCUCGCUCGUUCACGGUGGAACGAUGUUCGAAGGAAGAUUCUGGACCGAUCAUUCUUCAUGCUGACUGAACCGGCUGGGCGAAUCAAUAUGACGCGUCAAGCAUCGACUACGAGCAAUGACAGCGGCGUCUACGGUGAAGCUGACAUCAGCACACGAAGUAGCAUGAAUGCAUCUCUUAGGAGUGCAAGAGAUGAUCUCAAGAAUAUAUUGACCGACUCCAGUCCAGAUCCGGAGAACCUUACGCUAAAUACACCAAAAGAAACCCUGCUGCCGACGAUAUAUUCAGCGGCAGCGUCUGGCAUGAAUGUUAGUCGCUAUGCCAUCGAUCUCGACAUCAACACAGUCGUGCCUGCAAACAUGGGAGUCGCGCAAAUGGCCAGUGUCAAAAGUAUCUUGGAUGAGGAAGAUGCUCCGAUAGAAAGAUCCAUGCCCAAGAGCAGAGCAUGUACGCCUACAAGUAUGUAUAGUGCCUGGGGUGAGAGCCACAAUCCGUUCCUUGACGGUGGCUUCAGUAUGGAGGUCCCUCUAUUUGCUACCCUAGAUGCCGUGGAAGAGGAUACUCCAGAGCUAUCCCGGUCGACUGCGAACACUCCUACCGAAGAACUGCUUCCACCCAUGCCGACUCUGCCACUGAAAAUGGUACCAGAACCGCUAGUAAUGCUACGCAGAAUAUCGUCUAUGAACCAUCUUGACACGGAGGGAGGUGCUGCAUCGAAGCCAAUGAUCUCUCCCAGCUCUUGUUCGUCAUCAGAUCUGGAAGUCGAACGAAGAAGUGUGCAACGUACGCCGACCCAGGCAUCGUUACAAGGCGCAACUCCGAUCCGACGCUCGCCAACACAUAAGACCGGAAUAUCCACCGUCAUUGCAGCCCCAAAAUCGUCUUUCGUGCCCAGCAUCGUCCCAGAAAGCCACCAUCAUCGCUCGCCUGCGUCCAGUUUCGGUCCAAAUUCCGCGAAAUCUAUAGACUCUAGAAGUUCUUUCACCACGAUAAGGCAAUCCACAGCUGGUGGUCCGCCUCCAAAUGAUUUAAUGAAGAGACUAAGGCGACUCAGCAAAGCUCUCCCUGAGACUCCCACGGCGCCAAGAAGCAAUCCUGCCAAAACACAUUUAAAGCCUUUGCUGCGAAGACCAACACUGCCAGCUACACCCAGCCCACACAGAUCGCGACCAAGCUCCCGGCAAGGCUCUUCAGAUGAGCCAUCUCUGCCAGCUCCGCCUACAUCAAACCCGGCGCCAGUAUCUUUCAAUGACACGCCGAUACUAGAACCAAAGCAGCUGAGCGUCGAGCAUGGGACCGGGAGACACAACAUUGUUAUUUUGGAGCCGCCUCCCUGGGCUAUGGACGAAGAUUUUGAUAUUCCGAUUGUCAUGUCUGUCACGUCGCUGCCUCCCUCGUCGCCUCUGCCUCCGUCAUCACCUCUACCCCCAAUCCCGACCGAGCCGCCAGGCACGAUGUUCGCAAGAGUGCCUGAGCAAGAUGCUGGUAGAAGCCCGGGCAGGCGAGGGACAACAAAGAGGUUCGCGGGGCCUGGGAUAAAGGCUAUGGAAGCAGAGGCGUUGAUGUUAAGGGAGAAGAUGCUCAUGACCCAGCGAGCUCUGUGAAGAAGUCUUGUAAUUUUGGUUGUCAAUGACUUUUGCUAGCCGUGUUACUAUGAUUUAUGGCGUUCUAGG